Messenger RNA from Prunus armeniaca (apricot), 1725 nucleotides. The record is from the annotation of a GenBank genome assembly. Lineage: Eukaryota; Viridiplantae; Streptophyta; Magnoliopsida; Rosales; Rosaceae.
AUGGCGAGUCGACUCGUUCUUGUGUUCACACUUGGUGCUCUCCUCUUGUUCUCCCGCUCAGCACUCUGCAAGGACUCAAAUCCAAUCGACGACGACGACGACGAUCUCAGCUUCCUCGAGGAGCCAAGCGACCAAAACGACGCCGAACCGCACUAUCGAGAUCCGGACCAUGACGACGAAGACAAUUACGAUGAUCUCGAGAAUUUCUCCGAUUUCGACGAGGGCGGCGAUCAUGAGGACGCGUAUAAGGAGCCGGAGGUGGACGAGAAGGACGUCGUCGUUUUGAAGGGGACGAACUUCAGCGACACGGUGGAGAAGAACAGGUUCGUCAUGGUUGAGUUCUACGCGCCGUGGUGCGGACACUGCCAGGCCUUGGCUCCGGAGUACGCGGCUGCAGCCACCGAGCUCAAGGGCGAAAAUGUAAUUUUGGCCAAAGUCGAUUCCACUGAGGAAAACGAGCUAUCUCAGGAUUAUGGCGUCGAGGGUUUCCCUACUGUGUUCUUCUUCAUUGAUGGUGUUCACAAGCCUUACACAGGUCAAAGGACCAAAGAGGGCAUAGUUACAUGGAUCAAGAAGAAGAUAGGACCUGGUAUUCAAAAUGUGACCACAUUGGACGAGGCAGAACGCAUAUUGACUUCUGAAAGUAAAGUCGUUUUGGGCUACCUUAAUUCUUUGGUGGGUCCCGAGAGUGACGAGCUUGCUGCUGCUUCAAGACUUGAAGAUGAUGUGAACUUUUACCAAACAGUGGAUCCUAAGGUGGCAAAACUUUUCCAUCUUGACCCUGAAGUUAAACGACCUGCUUUGAUCCUGCUUAAGAAGGAGGCUGAGAAGCUAAGUUAUUUCGAUGGUAAAUUUGAGAAGUCUGCAAUUGCGGAGUUUGUCUUUGCGAACAAGCUUCCUUUAGUCAUCACUUUUACUAGGGAAAAUGCCCCUCAAAUUUUUGAAAGUGAAAUCAAGAAGCAGCUUUUGCUCUUUGCCACUUCAAAAGAUUCAGAGAAGGUUCUCCCAGAUUUUCAAGCGGCAGCAAAACUUUUCAAAGGAAAGCUUAUCUUUGUAUAUGUGCAAACGGAUAAUGAAGAUAUUGGAAAGCCAGUUUCAGAUUAUUUUGGUAUCACUAGUGAUGCUCCAACGGUUCUUGGGUACACCGGAAAUGAUGAUGGUAGGAAAUUUGUUCAUGAGGGAGAAGUAACCUUGGCUAACUUAAAGGCUUUUGGGCAAGAUUUUAUAGAGGACAAGCUUAAACCUUUCUUUAAGUCAGACCCAAUUCCAGAAACUAAUGAUGGGGACGUGAAAAUAGUGGUUGGGAAUAACUUUGAUGAAAUUGUCUUGGAUGAGUCAAAGGAUGUUCUUCUCGAGAUUUAUGCACCAUGGUGCGGGCAUUGUCAAUCUUUGGAGCCAACCUACAACAAGCUUGCCAAACAUCUACGAGGCAUUGAUUCUAUUGUUAUAGCCAAGAUGGAUGGAACCACAAAUGAGCAUCCCAGGGCAAAGGCUGAUGGGUUCCCCACACUUCUAUUCUUCCCAGCUGGAAAUAAGAGCUUUGAUCCAAUUUCCGUAGAUGCUGAUCGUACGGUGGUGGCAUUCUACAAAUUCCUCAAGAAAAACGCAUCAAUUCCUUUCAAGCUCCAAAAGCCAACUUCAACACCAAAAUCCGAGGCGGUAUCUGAUGCUAAAGAGAGCCAAGAGAGCAGCAGCAGCACAAAUGAUUUGAGGGAUGAAUUAUGA